Penicillium angulare is the source of this 1473-nucleotide messenger RNA. RefSeq names its product putative F-box and JmjC domain protein. The record is from RefSeq and is a predicted model, not a curated record. Gene Ontology annotation, cellular component: nucleus. The coding region runs from base 1 to 1473 and encodes 490 amino acids. Gene Ontology annotation, molecular function: cis-regulatory region sequence-specific DNA binding; protein binding. The transcript has 2 exons. Lineage: Eukaryota; Fungi; Ascomycota; Eurotiomycetes; Eurotiales; Aspergillaceae.
AUGCCUGACAUCACCACGCUACCGAGUUACCCACUUGCCCUGGAGGAGGAUCAAGACGUUGAGGCUAUUCCAAGCCACCCUUUGGGCGUCAAACCAAGUGGCAAUGCGCUGCUUGCUACUUCAAAUCUUCGCUCCGCUAUCGGAACAUGGCAGCUUCUACCCGACGAGCUAAUCCUAUUAAUAUUUGAAUACCUAAAUGGACGCGAUCUACUGGGUAUUGGGCGAACAUGCAAGGCAUUUUAUGCAUUUACCCGUGCUGAGGAUUUAUGGAAGACUCUAUUCGUUAGCUCACCACCGGAAUCAUUCACAUGGCGAGGUACAUGGCGGUCAACAUAUCUCAACCUACCACAAACAAAGGUGCCUCAAGUGGACUGUUCAAAUCUCUACUCAGACGCACUUUACCGCCCAUUCAACUGCGCACACAUCAAAUUGGAACCAUACGUCUGUAAUAUUCCAACGCGCAACCAAAUUCCUCGAUUACCCGAUCUCUCCCCCGAAGAGUUCCAUGAAAAAUGGGCUGACCGCCCCUUCAUCCUCUCCGACCCAGUCAAAGAGUGGCCAGUCUACAAAAACUGGACAGUCGGAACCCUACUCUCAAAGUAUGGACCUGAAGAAUUCCGCGCUGAAGCUGUGAACUGGUCUCUACGCACUUAUGGCGACUACAUGGCCGACAAUGCGGACGAAAGUCCGCUCUACUUAUUUGACCGCAACUUUGUUUCAAAAAUGGGACUUGCAGUUGGAUCAUCGACUGAGACACCCGAUGCUGCAUAUUGGCCGCCAGCGUGCUUUGCAGAGGACUUCUUCUCAGUGCUCAGCGACAACAGACCCGAUCAUCAGUGGUUGAUUGUUGGGCCAGAGCGGUCGGGGAGCAAGUUCCAUAAAGAUCCGAAUGCCACGAGUGCAUGGAAUGCGGUGUUGAGGGGACCUAAAUAUUGGAUUAUGUUCCCAUCUGGCGAGACAAGAGAACCACCGCCUGGAGUCUUUGUCUCGGAUGACCAGAGCGAGGUUACCUCUCCACUUAGCAUUGCGGAGUGGUUGCUUACAUUCCAUGCUGAGGCGCGACGGACCGCAGGCUGUAUGGAGGGAAUCUGCGAAGGGGGUGAAAUUCUACAUGUCCCAUCUGGGUGGUGGCAUCUGGUCGUCAACCUUGAACCAUCUAUUGCCAUUACACAAAAUUUCAUUCCCCGGGCUCAUCUCACCGCGGCGCUUGACUUCUUAUCUAACAAGGCUGACCAAGUCUCUGGGUUCAAGAAGAAUGUGGAUGACCCAUACCAGAGGUUUGUCGAUGGAAUGCAAAGCGCACACCCCGAGCUUUUGGAAGAAGCGCAAGAAGAACUACAGAAGCGAGCAGAGGGAAAGAAACGUAAAUGGGACGAUAUUGUCCAUGGAACAACUGGAGAUUCCAAAGAGCAAGAAACCGGGGGAUUCAGCUUUGGAUUUGGAGAUGAUGGGAGUGAUGUUGAAGUCCCAUAA